Lampris incognitus (smalleye Pacific opah) is the source of this 1413-nucleotide messenger RNA. RefSeq names its product ADP-ribosylation factor-like protein 14. The record is from RefSeq and is a predicted model, not a curated record. Gene Ontology annotation, cellular component: cytoplasm. The transcript has 2 exons. The coding region runs from base 130 to 759 and encodes 209 amino acids. Gene Ontology annotation, biological process: vesicle-mediated transport; intracellular protein transport. NCBI's taxonomy places the organism in Eukaryota, Metazoa, Chordata, Actinopteri, Lampriformes, Lampridae. Gene Ontology annotation, molecular function: GTPase activity; GTP binding.
AGACAGUGAAGAUACCACCAAGUGAAAUUUGACAAAGGCGGCACCGUUCCUACCCCUGGAACAAGGCAACUCCGCUUUCACAACAAGAGGAGGCCAAGAGACACAGUGAUCUGCACUUCCCCCGGGAACAUGGGUCUGCACAGCUCCAAGCCCCGGCGUCAAGCCCAGAUCCUGAUGCUGGGCCUGGACGGAGCAGGGAAGACCACUCUGCUCUACAGACUCAAGUACAACGAGAGCGUAGUCACCGUGCCGACUGUGGGCUUCAACGUAGAGAUGCUGGACACGGCGAAGAGGGGCGCAGGACUGACGGUGUGGGAUGUGGGAGGCCAGAGGAAGAUGAGGCCCCACUGGCAGCACCACUAUGCCGACACCGCGUGCCUGGUGUUUGUGGUGGACAGCUGGGACCUGAGGCGCUUGGGAGAGACGCGAAAAGAGCUCCAUCAGGUCCUGAAGUGCCCGAGUCUCCAGAGGGUUCCUCUUGUGGUCCUGGCCAACAAACAGGACCUCUGUGGGGCAUUAAGCCCAGCAGAGCUUAGUCUGAAAUUGGACUUAAGAAGACUAUGUGGCGACAGGGCCUGGUUUGUCCAGCCCUGCUCAGCCAUAACAGGGACGGGACUGGAGGAAGGCUUUAGGAGGGUUGUCUACCUGCUGAAAACGGCCCUUGAACAAACAGAAGAAGAUGUCAAGGACAAAUUCAAAAAGCUGAAAGGCAAAGGCUUUGCUGUAAUGACUAUGAAACCAGUGUUGCGAUGCGGUUGAGAUGCAUUAAGCCAUAAUGUAACGGAUGAGAGUUUCUGAAACCCAUUCACAUCACCGAGUGUGAAUGCUCCUGGUCUACCUGUAGAACUAGAACCCAUCAGCAUGUGAGUGAGCAGUAUGGGAGAUUAACGCAGGAGGCAUCAAUUAAAGAGAUUAAUGCUGCGUCAAUCUCUGUGGUAGGAAGCACAGCAACCUGGUCAAAACAGAGGAUAUUGGGCCGUGGUGAUAACUGAGGUCGCGGUGCAUCGUCACGCAUUACUGGAAUAGCUGUGAGAAUGUGGGAAAGUGUUUCACCAGCCACUGUGAGAAGCGAGCAAAACACAAAAGGCCUAAUUUCCCUUUUAUUCCUAAAGUCAAAAAUAACAAAGAAAUACAUCCCGGAGAACUUCGCCCUCACUGUCUUUAGUUUUGAUUGCAUCGUGACACGUAAUUAAAGGCUAUUCUUUUUUUCCUCGCUUAAGUUUUUAUGAAGUUUUCAAAAAGAUAUAAACAGAACAGUACAACAACAUCAACACAAAAACGAAUACAGUAAAAUGUACAAACAGAUAGAAACAAAUAUACAAAUAGAUAGAUACGAAUAGAUAGUGAGAGUAGGGUGCAGGUGGAGGAGAGCCUGGAGAGGUGGAGGUAUGCACUGGAGAGAAGAGGAAUGAA